Messenger RNA from Pelobates cultripes (western spadefoot toad), 1988 nucleotides. NCBI's taxonomy places the organism in Eukaryota, Metazoa, Chordata, Amphibia, Anura, Pelobatidae. The record is from the annotation of a GenBank genome assembly.
AUGUGCUUGAUGCCCAGCUCACACAGCCCUUUAGUGGACAGGCCCAGCCCUUUUAUGGGUAUCACUGUUGAUGACCCCCUUGGGGCCUGCAAGCCCACCCAUUCCUAUCUGCAUAGCUCCCAGUCUUGGUAUGAAAUAAUGAAUUUGUGGUACCCGUAUAAACCUAUUGCAUGCUUUCACUUGGGGGUUAAUUUGCUAAGCAUCAAACUGUAGUGAAUUGAAAAUCCAAAUUGCAAAAUUUAGACAAAAAGAGUUGGUUUCAGAGUAAUCUCCAACCGAGCUGUAAUCACAGCUUGACCAUUUUAGAUGAGACUUAAUUUUGCAAUUUGGUGUGCAAUUCAGCUUUUAGUGAUUAAUCCUCAAAAAUCAAUAUAAUUAUUUUCUUUUUCUUUAUUACAGUACCUUUUGCAUUAAACGCAGAGAGCAUGAAAAUUCAGGAGGCAUCACAAACAGCACCACGUUACCUAAUCCUAGUUCCAGGUGAGAAGCGUACAUUGUUUUGUCUCUAUAUUUAACCUCCAAUAAUUCUCAAAAUUAAAAGGUUAAUCCAAAUAACAUGAACACUCCAGCGUUCUGAAGUGGUCAUGGUGCUAGGAAUUGGUUUGUGCAGCGUUUCAGUAAUAAAAUACUGAGCCUCUGAAGGUGUACCUCUAUGUCUGGCAGCGCCGUUAGCAACCCAGAAUGAGAGUUCUGGACUGUUAAUGGCAUCCAUCUUCCACAUCUAUACCAAGCUGGUGACAGCCAAGAGUUGCAAACCCCUAAUCCGCCUGACUCCUUUGUUAGACCGAACUUUGGCAUGUCUCACCCUCAGGGGGAGUGAUGUCACUGAAGGAGGCGUGCGAUCUAUGGUGUGUUUUGCCGCUUCCACCAAUGUAAAAUCUUUAGGUAAAAUGUUUUAAACAUUUUUCAACAUAGAUAUGGUCAUAGCUUGGCUAGUGAAGCCAAUUUGUUAAUUCACUACAAUUCAGUAAUAAAUUGAAAAUACAUCGCAUGGCAGGAUAUUUGAUUAGUGCUCUUUUUUAUAGCAGCAUUUUCGGCGUGAUACGUACGGCAGAAGGUUGUUUGGAAAGCAGUGCAAAUCGAGACACCUCACCAAAUUCUAGCACCAGGUGAGAAGCUACACAAUUCCUGCAUUAAUCUCUAACACGGGAUUAUUUACAAAACAGCUGGAGAAACAGGCAUAUGUUUCUCAAACCAUUUUUAUGAAUGGGGAGCUAGUGAUUGGCUGCCUUAGAGUGUCAGCUGACGCACUUAGCUAGUCAUCAUCACCCCAGUCUGAGAUGGUCCAAAGGUUUGAAAAACCUCAGAGAAGGACAGGGGACAGAGCUCAACAGCGCUGAAGAGAAGUCUUUGGGAUUACGGUUUAACCCCUAAAUCUAAACUGGCACUAGGGACCUACUGGCACGAUAACAGCUUCAUUCUGAUGAAGUUGUUAUGGUGCCCAUAGUGUUCCUUUAACUAUCAGUAACUAGUUUAGCAGAUAUAAUUGUGCUACACUGUAAAGUACAGAAUAAUGUUCUUAUGCGCAAUCAGUCAUCAUGCUAAAAUAGUUUUGAUUUGUGAAUUUGCUCAGUUAUGGCAUUUUUUUUAUUGCCUAUUGCCCAAAUCUAGACCCUCAGAUACUGUCAAACUUCAACUUCCCCUUUAAGAACGACACAAGAUCAUGGAUGUUGUCGUUUUAAAACAUCUGGGGUCUAAAUUGUGGGCUCUUGUUUUCAUAUGUUAUCAGAAUAUCCCUCCAAUGUGUUUGUUCAUGUUCUAGUUCCAUAGAUUCAGAGAGAGAUGUCGACCACCCCUCCGAAAAACUGCCGCCACCGAAAGACAUAGAUCUCUCAGAGUCCCAGAACGAAUCGGAAGUAAAGGCCUCACAUUCUAAACUUCAAGUCCGAGGGAGUAAAAAGAAGAGACUAGCAAGACAGCAACCCGUAAGCCAACCUCAUCGUUACCCCAAAAGGAAUCGAAAAGUCCCAGAAAGGCUUGUGCUGUAA